CUCACGUGAGUACCAAAACAACAUUUUAUGUGUGGUCGGUGAGGAUAUGUAACAAGUGUAUUCAGUGACAUUCACGAGGAUCAGAGAGUAUUUAUGGCGCACACAUUGAUAGAAAGUAUGAUAUAGAUAUUGUCCAGAAGAGAUGGACACUAAUGUGUCAUUAGAAAACCCUAAGCCCCCAACUACAGGAGCAUCACCAGGAACCCAGGAUCUGCCAGGACAAGAUGGGGAAACAAGUUUUGGAGUCAGCUCUCAAAGUUUACGUAACCGGGGUCGGACUUCAGAUACUACUGACCAAACUGGUGACCUUUCCUCUGAUCCCAAAGUGACGUCGCUCAGCAGCUUUGUAGACAUACUGGAGGACCCCUUCAUACAGGGAGUUGAUAGUGAUGUGGAGGCUCAUAAGAUCAGUAAUAACUACUUGUUUGGAUUCAAGAAAUGGAAAGGUCAUGUGACAGAUAGACCCUUAAAUACACGAUCAGAGGUGGUACAGAAUCUCUACGAGGACUUUGACAAGAUCAAACCUGUGAACGUGUCGACGGCACGUCCCUCUAACAUACUGUAUGUAUUGCUGUUUGGAUGGUGGAUGGCCUUGCUGUAUCUAAUAGUUGGCUGUCUUAUGUUUAUCACCCUUGUGGGCUGGAAUUAUGGUGUGUACUGCUGGACACUGGCCAGAUAUUUCCUAUGGCCAUUUGGCAAGUUUGUUCACCUGGUUCAUCCUACAGUGAAGAGAACCUGUAGUCCUGGUUUGAAGACGUAUACUGAAAGCGAGGGUGGUGAGAGGACGGGACUUCUAGAGGGGACGGUCCCUUCCCUCAGACACCAUACAUCACGCCUGGUCUUCUUUAAGUCACCAGUGUCGUACCUGUGGUUGGUGCUAGGUGUUCCUGUUCUGGUUGUAGCUCAUUUCAUCAUCAUGUUUUUCACCUGGCUGUUUGUUGUCUCCAUGCCCGUUGCUAAGCUAAACUUUAAAGCCAUCACCCAGAUACUGUUCAUGCCCCCACAGAAGUUAAAAGUAGCAGACUACAGCUAUGUGAAAGAGCAGCACCAGGACAGCGAGAUCCUUAUGUAUACCCACCAGUCCGUGUAUCUUUACUACUACAAAUACAGUGUAGACGGCAUGAACAUCAUCCUCUUCAAUUUACUGGUGUUUGUAAUUCUCGCCCUGGCUUUGGGAUACACUGACCCAGAUAAUAAGAUAACCACUGGGAUCACGAAAUGUAUUUUGGGAGUUUGUGCCAUCAUACCAUUGACCUACUACAUAGGUCUGGCCAUAAUCAGUAUUUCUGCCCAGAGUAACUUUGCAGUGGGGGCUGUCCUGAAUGCCACCUUUGGGUCUAUCGUAGAAAUAAUCAUUUUUGUCCUGGCUCUCUCCAAGGGAAGUGAGACUGGGUCUGAUUGUUAUGCUGAACUGGUCAAAUCUUCUCUCACAGGUUCAAUAGUUGGCAGUCUGCUCUUUAUACCGGGUAUCUGUAUGGUUAUUGGAGGAAUCAAGUACCACUCCCAAAGGUUCAACCCUCGGGCUGCUAACGUGACAGCUCUCCUGAUGUUUGUAGCUGUUGGAGGUGUGUAUGCUCCAACUAUGUUUGCAAAGAUCUUUGGAGACAUGCAGUGCAAGAGCUGUGACAAUGUGUAUGUCAUGCCUAAUGGGAACACCUCCGUCAACCCAUCUAACUCCAGUUACUCCCUCCACUGCACCCAGUGUCAGAGCUCUGUGGCGGGUUUGGACGGUGACUCCACACUCUACCGUAACCAUGUGAUGCCGCUGGUGUAUGCCUGCUCAGUGUUACUUCCAAUAGCCUACCUCAUAGGGAUGGUAUUUGCUCUAAAAACACAUUCUGCCAGCAUCUACCAGACUGACCACCAUAGUGAUCUAGCGGUCGAGGGGGACCACCAUAAAAAUCACAACCAUGGUAGCCCCUCCUGGUCAAGGAUAAAGAGCUUUUUCAUUCUUCUGCUCAGUGCCACUCUCAUAGCACUCUGUGCUGAACUCAUUACACAGAACUUACAGGAGUUGGUACAAACCUUAGGAGUAUCAGAAUUCUUCUUGGGAAUGACAAUGUUUGCCAUGGUUCCAGAACUGCCUGAAAUUGUCAACGGUAUCCAGUUUGCAUUACUUAACAAUGUUAAUUUAGGGAUAGAGAUCGGGACCAGUACUGCUAUCCAAGUGUGUAUGAUACAGGUGCCCAUCCUCGUCCUUAUCAACAUCAUACAUCCGUUCGGGUUCCUUGUCCUGUUCAAUGAUAUCCAUCUAUGGGCUGUGGUUUUCUCCGUCAUUGUCAUCAACUACACAUUCCAGGAUGGCAAGAGUGACUACUUCCAGGGGUUUACACUGGUCAUUCUGUAUGUCAUACUCCUGAUCACAUACUACUUUAUACCGGUACCAACUCAGGCAAAAUGCUGAUAUGUUGACAUACAAUGGACAUACUCACAGAUCUGUCAUACCAGUGUUGUCUCAGGCUAAGUGUUAAUUUGUGAAUUUCUUAUUGGUACUAUCCGAGACUUGAUGUGUGAGAGUAUUUUAAACAGAACCCGGAGGAUUCACACUGGUGCUGUCUCAAGGUUAAAUGUGAACUAAAUUGUGACGUAGUUAGAGUACACUGGACAGAUCCCUGAGGAUUCACACUGGUGCUGUCUCAAGGUUAAAUGUUAACUAGAUUGUGACGUAGUUAGAGUACACUGGACAGAUCCCUGAGGAUUCACACUGGUGCUGUCUCAAGGUUAAAUGUGAACUAAAUUGUGACGUAGUUAGAGUACACUGGACAGAUCCCUGAGGAUUAUUGCUGGUACCGACUCGGGUCAAAGGUUCAUUUCUGAGGGUAAAGUGGACAUUGGAGUUGAUGCCACUACAAUCCUUACCUUAGGGUUCCUACUAAAGUUUACUAAGACAUGCCACUAUAGGCAGUGUUAUUUGUACAGUGCCAAGACAAAAUGUACUGCCAAACUGACUCUAUCAUUGUUCCCAUCACCUUUCCUUAAGACUUUGUGUACAUAUAUACUAAGGUUUUAUAAAUUACCUGCUAUUUGCUUUAAUUGGACUGUCAAAAGCAGAUAAUGCAUUACUAACUUCAGUGAUUGAAGUUGUUCCAUUGUUUAGAUUGCACAUACAUCAACUUGAAAGCUGGUACGAUCUAUUAUGGUAAAGCUCAUGUUUAAAACUCAGACUAAUUAUCAUAUUGCUUAAUAUUUUUUCCUGUCAUAGAAAUUGCCACCUACUUUUUGCAACAAAGACCUGAAAAUGUAAGUUUCAGAAUGCCAUGCUCUGAUUUCCAAUUAUAUAUUACAGUUCUUUCUUUAAAAAAUACGGUGCUAGUAAAAUGUUCAUUGUGUGUGUUGCAUGCAUAUAUAUGUAUGUGCAUGCUUGUGUACAGGAAACAGUAUCUGUACUAUUGUAUGACAUAUGUGCAAUAGAUGUUCAUCAUUAACACUACAUUUUGUUUGGCCCCUUACUUCUACACAAUUGACUUUCAAAUGAGCAUAGGAAACUGUUAGCAUAUUUUAUAGACAUAUCAAUGUUUAUGUUAAAUUGUGAUAAAAAUGUACUGUCUUUUUUUAAAUGAGAACUUAUGUUCGUAACAUUGACACCCAUCACCUGUGUUAGCUACAAUGUAAGAAAACUAUAUCUUGUAUGUCAAUACUACAUAGUUAUUUCAUCAGAAACAUGUGCCUUAAAUAUAGCUCCAUUGUUUGUUGCGUAAAUUUUAUUGACAUUUUUUAAAUGUUACUAUAGUUUGUAUAAAAGGUGAGAAUUGUGGAAACGUUUCAUUGAGACUGAUCAUGACAACACUUGUAUGACUUACUGUGAUAACACGUAUAAUUUAUCAUGAGAACGCAUUCACGUUAAAGCUGCAGAUCAAAUCUGUUAGAAAAAAAACAUUUAAUAAGUAAUACUUCAAUAGAUCUAUGAGGCAAAGGAACAAAUACCUGUAUUUAUAAAAAAAAAUAAGUUUUAUAACUUGUGUCUAAUCCCUUUUGUAUUUUUGCAAAUAAAAUAUGUUUAAAUCAAAAACACAUUUUUGCAAGUGAGAUGUUGGAUUCAAAUAACUUAUAAAACAUGUCUUUCACACUGCGACAGAUAUUCAAGGUGACAUCGUCCGUCGUCUACCCAUUAAUAAUUCCUUCCAACAUCUUCUUCUGAACUACUGAUUGGAAUUCAAUGAAAUUUGACCGUAGGCAUCCCUAGGUUGUGCAGAUUGAAAAUUGUACAAAUGGUGGGAUUUACCAUUCAAGACUGAGGGGUGGGGCCAAAUAGAGGUAAUUUGGAUUUCAACUUAAACUUUUCCAGGAGAUUGGGAUUUAAAAUUGUACCAAUGGUUGGGCUGAGAGGCAGGGCCAAAAACGGGUAAUUAGGCGACGUUGUUUUAGUCCUCUACAAUUAUUAGGUUGACAUUUACAUCUUCUUCUGAACUGCUGAUUGGAAUUCAAUAUAAUUUAACCGGAAGCAUCCCUAGGUUGUGCGGAUUGAAAAUUGUACAAAUGGUGGAAUUUACCAUUCAAGUCUGAAGGGUGGGGCCAAAUAGAGGUAAUUUGGAUUUCAAAUAGGAGAUAGGACCACAAUUUUGAUAUUAGAAUUGACUGUGGGUUCUGGCCACACCCUUAGGGAUUAAGUUUCUUGGUCACAACUUGGAAACAGUUGAGAUACCAAUGCACACUGUAACACUAUAUACAAUUGCUGAAUAUAAAGAGACGAAUAUACAUUUUCUACAAGGAUUUACCCCUUGGGUGUUGCCCACCCCUUGAGACUUAAUCCCUGGAUCAUAACUUUGAAACAGUUAAAACCCCCACCCAAUAACCAUAUAAUCACAGUCAUAAUAUUGGAGGUAACACUUGGGAUCUGGCCACAUCCUUAGGCAAUUUUCUGGGUCACAAAUUGGAAACAGUUGAGGCUCCCUUCCUAUAACAAUAUAUGAGUCAAGAUCUGACAAAAGGGUCCUUACGACAUCGCUAAUGAAAGUGGAGAAAAAAGGGAAUUCCACAUGAUGUCAAUCAAUGAAAAUAAUGACCUCAUUUCCCUCCUCUAUAUCCCUGCUCACCUGCUAAUAAAACAUGGAUAUUAAUCUUGACUUGAAUCUUCUUAGAGGUUAUGAAAGGUUGAAAUUAGAAGAUGAAACAUGUAUAUUUAUUUAUUUAUUUUGAACAAAUUUUAAUUUGAUAUCCACUGACUAACCCUAUCAUGUGGUCUUAUUUGCAAUACUUCUUGUAACAAAAAUAUUUUGCCAUAAUUGCUUGAAUAUCCAGAUGAGCAAUACAGGUCCUCUGGGCCUCUUCUUGUAGGCAUAUCUUACCAGAUUAAUAUAUUGCUCUGAGUAAUCAAUCAAAAAUGGCACACAGCCUUGUUGUGAAGUGUGACAUUAUUUAACAUGUUUGAAAUUGGAAAUUUUUCCUCAUUGUGCACAGAAAUUUAUUUGUGAAUAUACCUAAAUUUCCACACAAAAAAAAGUUUGAUAUUUUUGUUUACAAACUACAUGAUAUUUGUCACAAGGUGAAAUCUUUUGGUAAGUUGAAAUAGCUUCAACAGAUCCAUGAGCUGUAUAUUUGUCCUGGGGUACAGUAUGCUGUUUCAUCCAAUUACAUGGCCAUGACCCACUUUCAAAGUCACACGGGUAAAACUUGUAAGAAGCAAAUAAUUGUUUUAUUUCCAAAUUUUAUAAAUUGUACAUGUUGAUCUGAGGUUAGUGUAACAACUCUAGUACAAGUAUAUGUAUAAUGCACAGCAGGUAUUUUAUUUAAUGUUUUAUAUUGCUUUAUAAUAUAUUAUUUUUCAUAUUUCUUUUCCUGUCAGUCUGUUCAUUUAAAAAUUAAUAUUUAUUUUCAAUUUGAUAUAUUAUAUGCAUCAAUGCAAUUGUUAAGUAUAACAAAAUGAUGCUAAAAAACUUGUCUUGUACCAGUAUGUCUGAUCCACAAUUGAGGACCAAAUUGUAUUGUAUUCCAUUAUAUAACAUUUACACUAUUAAAUUAUUUAACAUAUACACUAUU
Messenger RNA from Mizuhopecten yessoensis (Yesso scallop), 5976 nucleotides. Its product is annotated as putative cation exchanger C521.04c. Gene Ontology annotation, biological process: calcium ion transmembrane transport; intracellular calcium ion homeostasis. The transcript has 22 exons. Gene Ontology annotation, molecular function: calcium:proton antiporter activity. The coding region runs from base 143 to 2404 and encodes 753 amino acids. The record is from RefSeq and is a predicted model, not a curated record. Gene Ontology annotation, cellular component: endomembrane system; membrane. NCBI's taxonomy places the organism in Eukaryota, Metazoa, Mollusca, Bivalvia, Pectinida, Pectinidae.